Messenger RNA from Acanthosepion pharaonis, 696 nucleotides. The record is from the annotation of a GenBank genome assembly. Lineage: Eukaryota; Metazoa; Mollusca; Cephalopoda; Sepiida; Sepiidae.
AUGCACACCCUUUUUCCAAGUGAUUGGACGUGUUUUGUUUCUUUAAUCUACUUCAGUUCCUUUCUUUCUUUCUUUUGCACAUCUGAUUCCUCCUUUAAUUAUAUUUUUUUCUUUUGCACAUCUACAGCCUUCCUUUCUUUUUUUCUUCCUUUUUGCACAAAUGCCUUAUUUUUUAGACCUUCUUUCUUUCUUUUUCUUUCUUCUAGUCUCCUUCUUUAUAGUCUCUUUGGUCCUCCUCUUCUUUCUUUCUUUCUUCUUACCUUCGAUUUAUUUACAUCUCUCAUAUACAUACAUUUUCUUUUUUCUUUCUUUCUUUCUUUUUCUUUCUUUCUUUCUUUUGCACAUCUGAUUCCUCCUUUAAUUUCUUUCUUUCUUUUGCACAUCUACAGCCUUCCUUUCUUUUUUCUUCCUUUUUGCACAAAUGCCUUAUUUUUAUACUUUCUUUCUUUUGCACAUCUAAAUUCUCCCUUCCUUCUUUUCUUCCUUUCUACACAAAUGCCUUAUUUUUAUACUUUCUUUGUUUUAUUAUUCUCACUUUCUCAUAUCUGCCUUAUUUCAUUCUUUAAUUCUUUUAUUCAUCAGACUUUCUUUUCCUUUCUUUCAUUAACACAAAAACCUCCCUUCCUUCUAGUGGCGAUAUCUAUCUAUCUAUCUAUCUAUCUAUCUAUCUAUCUAUCUCUAUAUAUAUAUGUUUGA